Messenger RNA from Helianthus annuus (common sunflower), 1891 nucleotides. RefSeq names its product zeatin O-glucosyltransferase. Gene Ontology annotation, molecular function: UDP-glycosyltransferase activity. The record is from RefSeq and is a predicted model, not a curated record. The transcript is spliced from 2 exons. The coding region runs from base 380 to 1792 and encodes 470 amino acids. NCBI's taxonomy places the organism in Eukaryota, Viridiplantae, Streptophyta, Magnoliopsida, Asterales, Asteraceae.
UAAACUGGUCUUUGCAAAGCAUGAAUAUAGAAGACGAAAGAGAAGAAAAGUAAUUUGAUACUAACCUAAGCCGUUGAGAGAUAUUGACAGCAACAAUGAUUGGAAGAUGGCCAGAGCAAGCAAGAUGGAGAUGGCAGAAUGAUGAAACAUCUGGAAGAAAACCCUAGGGACAUACUUUUCUAGCGCACGACUUCUCAGGGGUAUUAGUGUCUUUUCACUGGUGCACCGACCUUUAUCUUUAAGAAUAAAGGUAAUAUAUAUAGAUAGAUAUAUAUAGAUAAAAUGGCACCUACAUCCCAAUCGACAUAUACAUAUCCCCAAACAAAAGCAGACACAUCUACAAACCUCCAACACUCAUACUCUCAUAGUUACACCGACAAUGGGCACUAACAAAAACAAGGUGGUGGUAGUGAUGGUUCCUCUUCCAUUACAAGGCCACAUAAACCAACUCCUCCACCUCUCCCGCCAUAUCUCCGCUCACAACCUCCCGGUUCACUUCGUAGGCACCGCCAUUCAUGUCGGUCGAGCCAAACUCCGGCUACAAGGGUGGAACCCUAACACCAUCUCCAACAUCGUUUUCCAUGAAUUCCCUAUCCCACCCUUCCCAUCCCCUCCUCCGAACCCCAACUCCACCCACAAGUUUCCUUCUCAUCUUCAACCGCUAUGCGAAGCCGCCGCCACCCAUCUCCGCCCUUCGGUCACCUCCCUCAUCCACAAACUCUCCCCCACCACCCACCGUCUUGUUAUUAUCCAUGAUUCCCUCAUGGGCUCCGUUGUUCAAGACUUUGUUUCUCUCCCGAACGCGGAAUCCUACACUUUUCAUAGUGUUUCGGCUUUCUCUAUCGCGUUAUACACUUCCAAAGAGGUCGGAGAACGAGUUCGAAACCUUGUUGAAACAAAUGAGCUUCGGGAAGAUGAGCUUGCCUUUGAGGGCUGCUUUACACCCGAGUUUAAGAAGUUCAUCGUGGCUCAACACGAGUACACGAAACUUAGUUCGGGUCGAAUCUACAAUACGUGUAGAGCCAUUGAACAACCGAUCUUGGAGCUGCUUGAAGUAAAAGCAAGAAAGAGAAAUGAGUUACUUUGGGCUCUUGGACCUUUUAAUCCUGUGAACAUACAAAGAGGAUCAAAAUUCUCGGGAACAGAUGGUGGUCAAGUCCAACAAUGCCUUAACUGGCUUGACAAACAAGCAUCCAACAGUGUAAUCUUUGUAUCUUUCGGGACUACAACCUCAUUCUCCGAACAGCAAAUCAUGGAGAUCGCGAUCGGGUUGGAGAAGAGCAAACAAAAAUUCGUAUGGGUGGUGAGAGACGCAGAUAGAGGAGAUAAUUUAAACGAUAAUACUACUCAUGUUGAGCUCCCAGAAGGGUUUGAAGACCGUGUUAUAGACCAAGGGCUGGUGGUUCGUGGGUGGGCCCCGCAGUUAGACAUACUGGCCCACCCAUCGAUCGGAGGGUUUAUAAGUCACUGUGGAUGGAACUCGUGCAUUGAAAGCAUUUCAAUGGGUGUUCCAAUAGCUGCAUGGCCCAUGCACUCAGACCAACCAACCAAUGCGGUGUUGGUGACCAAGAUUCUUAAAGUAGGGAUUGUUGUGAAAGAUUGGUGCGAGAGAGAAGAGGUUGUUGUGGCGGCAGUGGUGGAGAUAGCGGUGAAACGAUUGAUGGGGUCAAACGAAGGAGAUGAGAUAAGGAAGAGAGCGGCGGCCAUCGGAUGCGGGUUAAGAAAGUCGGCUAGAGACGGUGGCGUUAGUCAAAUGGAACUUGAAUCGUUCACUGCUCACAUAAGUCGAUAGGUUUUGUUUCUGCGGACUUCAUUUUUUAUGAAUUCAUGAUGUGUUUUCAUUUUCUUUUGUUGUUGAAAUUGGGGUGAGGACAAAUUGUAUGUAGGAGGG